GUCCACUAUCGUUCCAUAAUCUUUUGUGCUCUCGUGCUCUGUGUUUUCCGUGAAUUGCCGAUAGUUCUCUGAGCUGUCUUAGUCUUACUGCUUAGUGUUGUGGUUUGCUCUCCUAGCUAGGGUUGUCAUAUUGAGAGAUUUUCCCCAAAUAAUAUGGGGAUUUUCCCCCAAAUACGAGAAAUUUUUACUUCCUUUGUGGAAUCUUUGGGGGAUAAAAUGUUUUGAGGGUAAUCAAAUCGUUGGGUAUUUUUGGGAUAUUUUAUUCCGUCUUUCCAAAAUACUAUCAACUGCAAAAUAACAAUUUCAUCUUCUGUACCUAUUUCUUUCCCCAUGACGCCCCCAUCUCCACAAAACAUGUACGUCAACCCAUAUCUACACCUUUAUGUCAGUUGUAGGUUGGUAGACAUCCAUCCAUAAUAGUCAUAGAAUACAGACAAACAGAAUAAUAAGUUGUGAACUGGCCCUGAUUUAGGGCUGUAUCGUCAGUCGUUUCUACAAUUGUAGGAGCCUUUAUAUCAUUCUAGAUUUUCCUCUCCUUCCCCAAAUGGCGAAGUGUCAGCGAAUGCGUAUAUCGUUUUAUGACCAUGGGCAAUCGUGGCUCAAGAAACAAGUUUUUCUCAUAAGCUUGAAAAAUACUCAAUUCGUUGGAAAAAUAUAUUAUUUUUCAUUUUAUACAUUCUUCCCCCCCGUGAUCUUCCAACUAGUCCAGCCUCUAACACUCGCUAUUGAAAUCUGCUGAAUGAAAUAUGAUUUGGGGGAUUUUUUUAAAUAAAGUUGCAAAUCUGGGGGAUUUUUGUCAGUGUUUUGGGGGUAUUCUGUUUGAUCCACCCGGCAACCCUGUUCCUAGCAGAUGUUUGUGUUGUGCUUUACUGCUUUGCCAUUUUCUCUUGAAAGGUCCAUUUUUGAGUAUAUAUUUGUAAAAUCGGCACCCAUACAGUUAUGACGUCCGUAGACUCACCAACGUCGCCAAAAUAUCCACAAACUUCAUCAAUGGUAACAUCUCAAACUCGUCAAAAUGAAAUUGAAAAACGUAAAGCUCUGAUUCUGAGAGAUGGAAGAGGUGACAUCUUGUUUUCAAAACUACAAUGUAAACACUGUGGAAAGUGUUUAUCAGUUAAACCAGUUAGUGAAUCUAACGGUCAGUAUAUCUGCGGCCGAUGUUGCCCUAAGGCAAUACAGUGUUCCUUAUAUGAUGCCAUUGCAGAUCAUCUUUCAUUUCCAUGUAUCUUUGCUGGCUGUACAUCAAUGCUGAAUUGGGGGGAAGUUAAAGAGCAUGAAGACAAUUGCUUCUUUCGUAGCAUCUCAUGCCCUUUACCUAAUUGUACAGAUAGUUAUAGGAUUGACUCUUACAAAGACCAUAUUGAACAAGUUCAUACGCUUCAUAAAAAAUCAUACUCUGGUGAUAAGUUGAAUCCAUUUGACUUGGUUUCUGCUCCACAUGUUAACACACUUUGUAUAUUAUCCGAGCGACUCUUUAUUAUAGUAUUUGUGAAAAUACACGUUUCCGAAGAAGCAGACAGGUGCAUUCUCCAAUUCCGUCCCAUUUUGAUGGGAGGCGAUGCCUUAGAUUUUUUCGACCUUUAUUGUAAAGUUAGCAUUAAUUUAUCUCCAAAUACUACCCUUAUCAAGACCAUUUAUCUUUAUAAUAUUUUGCAUUACGAUAAAGAACGACAUUGCUUAAAGUAUGUGUAUAGUAACAUAACAUGUGGAUGCGAAAUUCUUGAACAUGUAAAAAUGGAUAAUAGUCCAAUGACCAAUAAUUUAGAGUUCAUAACAAAAAAUCAACCAUUCUCAUACACUGUGAAGAUUCACAAGAAAAAAUAUUUGGAAUGUUUUGAGUGCCAUAAUGGUUUCUCAAAUGCAGAAGAAAUAAUAUUAGCAGUAAGAGGUUUUAUGCUAUGUAAAAACUGUACACGAUUUCCAAUAAUUACAGAUUUCUGCAGACUAUAUGAAUUAGAUUGUUUGAAUCAACCUGGAGGAAUUUAAUGAUAUUGAUUCAGUAGAAUAAGACCCAGCAAGAAACAAUAUAUUUAUAAAGAAGACUUUGUUUUAGGCUAGUAAACUUUCGCAAUGUGAAAUGACUGAGAAUGUGGUUAAAUAUUACACUUUCACAAGAAACUGUUAAAUGCGUUAUUUUCCAAAUAAAAUACAAGAUUGAAUGAAUUGUAUAAUUUAUUUUCGCUGAUUAAAUGUCCUUGU
This is a messenger RNA of Acanthoscelides obtectus, 2199 nucleotides long. Lineage: Eukaryota; Metazoa; Arthropoda; Insecta; Coleoptera; Chrysomelidae. The record is from the annotation of a GenBank genome assembly.